Coniosporium apollinis CBS 100218 is the source of this 306-nucleotide messenger RNA. RefSeq lists its product as uncharacterized. The transcript is spliced from 2 exons. The record is from RefSeq and is a predicted model, not a curated record. Lineage: Eukaryota; Fungi; Ascomycota; Dothideomycetes. The coding region runs from base 1 to 306 and encodes 101 amino acids.
AUGGCAACCACCUCUGGUGGAGACCUGAGCCACUUCGCCAUUUCGAGCGUCUACGGGGAGCUGCUCAGUGAGAUGAGCAUCCUUACUGCCGUUGAAACAGGGCUUUUGGAAUUUGUGUGUUGUCUGGCGGACGGACUGGCACCGCAGGCGAAAGGGCACUUCUUCGGGUCGCGAAAUCUUGGUGCAAGUGGGGAUACGAUGAGAGCAACCAUCGUUUUGGUCGAUGACAUUUCUAGGCAGUUGGGUGUUGGGUUUUCUUGGAAGAAUGAGAACUUUGCCUUUCUGGAGAAGGUUGCCGCGUGGUAA